GUCUAACUCAGCACCUUACAGCUUGACAAUAUUGACAGUCCCACACACACCCUCGGUGAAGUGAACCAGACCCCUCCAUUCACCACAAUCCCCAGAUCUAGCUACAAUCCAACAGACCCAAAACUCUGAACCAUUUCCCGACAUCAACAAAUCAUGACUACCUCCCACAAUAUUGAACACUACAAAACCAACGUCCACGCCCACUGGGAGGGCAAGCACGCCAAGGACUGGACGGAGGUCGACCUCAUCGGGUACGAGAACGCGACGAAUCGCUUGUACAACGAGCUGUGCGCGCAUCCGGACGCCGCCGUCGUCCAGGUCGGCCAUCGCUCGACCCUGCUCAACAACCACGGCCGGGACUACCGGUUCAACGGCAAGUUCUCCAGCGAGCAGACGCAGCCGGAGCGCAGUCACCACGAGUACAACCGGUUCGGGAAGCUGAUGAAGUGGGAGGGCGAUCGGUGGUAUGCAUAUGAUUUUGAGGUGGAGAUUACGGAUCAUAUGAGGGCUUAGAGGAGGGUCAGGGAGAUGGUUAGGGCAUGCUAGGAAUUAUGUCAACAGGUUGACUAUUGCGCUGAGGUUGGUUGUGAGUGAUAACUGAUGCUUUUUAGCUGGAGCUUUGCGGUUGCCCCUUAUUCUAUUGUCUGAUCAGGGUUAUGUGGUCGCCAGUUGUUUCUGAUCUGCCAGAAGAUAGGUGCCGGUGUAAUACCUGGGG
Messenger RNA from Aspergillus fijiensis CBS 313.89, 715 nucleotides. RefSeq lists its product as uncharacterized. The coding region runs from base 154 to 513 and encodes 119 amino acids. The record is from RefSeq and is a predicted model, not a curated record. The transcript has a single exon. Lineage: Eukaryota; Fungi; Ascomycota; Eurotiomycetes; Eurotiales; Aspergillaceae.